CACUGAUAAGUGAGGAGAGGAUCAUGUAGUUAUGCCUAACUACUUGGUGUAAAUCAGUAUAUAUAUAUAUCUAUAUAUAUAUAUAUAUUUGGGUAAGCAAAGCAAGGAAGGAGCGAAAUUAAAAUGAACUGUAUUCAUAUGUUUCCUUUAUAGGUGCCUAAGUCUUACCUAAAACCUCAAAACCAACCUCUGUGCAUAUAUACAUAGAUAUAUAGAGAGAGAGAUGAGUAGUGAAGGUGGUGAAUUCUCUCACUUCGAGCAUGAAGAGAUGGCUACAGAAAUGUUCAUCGCGAAGAGACGUUGUUGUUUCUGCAUACCAAGAUUCGGUUCCAAUAGAUUGGCGGCGACCAUCGGAAGGAAUUGGUGGCAGAGGAUGCGGCCGGCGGAGAUCGAGGAAGGCUGGUGGGCCCGGGGGAUCGGAGUACUCAAGAAGCUUCGGGAGUGGUCGGAGAUCGUCGCCGGUCCCAGGUGGAAGACCUUCAUACGACGGUUCAAUCGGAACAGAAGCCUCGUCGGAGGAGGAGGAGGAGGAAGGAACGCGAAAUUCCAAUACGAUCCUCUCAGUUACGCCCUCAACUUCGACCAAGGGCCGGGUCAAAACGGUAAUUCCGAUGAGGACGGUUGGUUUCGGAACUUCUCGACUCGGUACUCCCCGGUUCCGGCAUCGGCGAAGAUCGUCGAUGGUUAUCGGCAAGGUAGGGCUGAAUUUCAGGUGAGUAUUGAAGAGUGAAAAACCAGUUGGUGCGCCGGAUUGGCUAAAUUGCGCCAGUUGGUGGGAUGAGGAUUGAGGUUGUGCCAUUUGUGAAUUUUUUUUUUUUUUUAUUAUUAUUAUUAUUAUAUAUUUUUCGGUUUAUUAGAGAUUAAAGAAAAUUUUCAUA
Molecule: messenger RNA, 878 nt
Organism: Cornus florida
Lineage: Eukaryota; Viridiplantae; Streptophyta; Magnoliopsida; Cornales; Cornaceae
Exons: 1
Coding region: 224-730 (168 amino acids)
Source: RefSeq, a predicted model, not a curated record